This is a messenger RNA of Octodon degus (degu), 1577 nucleotides long. RefSeq names its product WD repeat and SOCS box-containing protein 1. Gene Ontology annotation, molecular function: protein binding. Lineage: Eukaryota; Metazoa; Chordata; Mammalia; Rodentia; Octodontidae. The record is from RefSeq and is a predicted model, not a curated record. The transcript is spliced from 2 exons. Gene Ontology annotation, biological process: intracellular signal transduction. Bases 87 to 737 code for a protein of 216 amino acids.
ACCAGAUAGUUCAUACUUUGCUUGGUCACAAGGACAUCGAACUGUAAAGCUUGUUCCUUGGUCCCAGUGCCUUAAGAACUUGAAACAUGAUGAAAAUAUUGAGAGGGCAUCAGAAUUUGGUAUUCAGCUGUGCAUUCUCUCCUGACUCUUCAAUGCUGUGUUCAGUUGGAGCGAGUAAAGCAGUUUUCCUUUGGAAUAUGGAUACGUAUACCAUGAUACGCAAACUAGAAGGGCAUCACCAUGAUGUUGUAGCUUGUGACUUUUCUCCUGAUGGAGCAUUACUGGCUACUGCAUCUUAUGAUACUCAUGUAUAUAUCUGGGAUCCACAUAAUGGAGACAUUCUGAUGGAAUCUGGGCACCUGUUUCCCCCGCCUACUGCAAUAUUUGCCGGAGGAGCAAAUGACCGAUGGGUACGCUCUGUAUCUUUUAGUCACGAUGGACUACACAUUGCAAGCCUUGCUGAUGAUAAAAUGGUGAGGUUCUGGAGAAUUGAUGAGGAUUAUCCAGUACAAGUUGCACCUUUGAGCAAUGGUCUGUGCUGUGCCUUCUCUACUGAUGGCAGUGUUCUGGCUGCUGGGACACAUGAUGGAAGUGUGUAUUUUGGGGCCACUCCAAGACAAGUUGCUAGCCUUCAGCAUUUGUGUCGCAUGUCAAUCCGAAGAGUGAUGCCCACUCAAGAAGUCCAGAAGCUGCCCAUUCCUUCCAAAGUUUUGGAGUUUCUUUUAUAUUGUAUUUAAUUAGCUGCUUUUUUAAAAAAAAAUAAUAUUGGGAAUUGCACUCAUGACCCCCUGCUUGCCACGCAGGCACUGGGCCACUGAGCUAAACUCCCAGCCCUUAUGUUUUAUUUAGAAGACUGCCUUCCCUAGUAGUAGGGACUGACAGGAUACACUUAACAUGAACUUCAAGCUUUACUGAUGUAAAGUCUGUUUUUAGAGGUUUAGAAGAUUUAUUUAAUUUGAUACAUUUCUUGUACUGCAUUUUACCAGUUGAGCUUUUAAAAUACUAUUUAUAGACUAUAGAAGUAUUUCUGAACAUAUUAAAUGUAAAUUGUUUUAGAGUAACUGUGAAAACAUAUACAUACAUGUAUAUAUUUAGAUGCAAGCUGCUAUGUGUUGAAUGGACCCUUUUGCUUUUCUAAUUUUUCUGUAUAUACUGCUUCAAUAGAGCCAUCACAUGUAUCAUUGCUAUAAAGUGGAAGGAAGAUUUUUUUUAAAUUUGGGACACUGAAUUUGGUGAGAAGUUUUGACUUAAGAAAUCUGAAUUGCCUCAUUCAGAGUGAAUUUGAUUGUGCAGGAGCAGACUGGCGCAGCUAGUGAAAGUUUUUGUAUAGGGAAGGGAUUUUGUUGUCCUUAGAAUGGUAUCUGAUUGGUGGUAUUUGAGUGUGACAUUUUUUAAAAAUCCAAGGCAAAAUUAGAAAAGAUUGUCUUUACCCCAUUAAGUACUGCUUCAGGCUUUAAUUUGGGAAGGCAGCUUGCUACUUUAUUCCUGUGUUUUAUGUUUUAAUUAUUUUGAGAAACUUAUCUACUGUAUUGUUAAAUGUUUAUACUAAGGGACAAUUAUCUUGAGACCUUUUUUUU